AUGCGCUCCCUACAAGGACCCGUUGAGGACCUCGCCUCAACCGCUCUCGAGAACAAGAUAGCCGAGCAGCCGGCCCUGAACAACGGCCAUGCCAACGGCCACGCCAAUGGCCACACCAACGGGACCACCACCACCACCACCCUCCAACCGCUCGAUGCCUCCAAGCUCACCAUCCGGCGCGCCGACCCCACCGCCCGCGAGGUUCCGGACGAGGACACCGCCUGCUCCGGUAACGAAACCAUCUGCACCGACCACAUGAUCACCGUCACCUGGGACGCCUCGUCAGGGUGGUCCGCGCCCGAGCUCAAGCCCUACGGGCCCCUCAGCCUCAUGCCGACGGCCUCGGUGCUGCACUACGCGACCGAAUGCUUCGAAGGGCUGAAAGCGUACCGGGGCUACGACGGCAAGCUGCGGCUUUUCCGGCCCGACUGCAACGCGCGGCGGAUGCUCAUGUCGACGCUGCGCAUCUCUCUCCCCGGGUUCGACCCGGCCGAGCUGGAGAAGCUCAUCAUGGCCCUCGUGGCCGUCGACGGCACAAAGUGGCUUCCCAAGUCCCGGCCCGGCAGCUACCUGUACCUACGCCCCGCCGUCAUCGGCACCCAGCCCCAGCUGGGCGUGCAGGCGCCCAAGGAGGCCCUGCUCUUCAUCACGGCCAGCUUCAUGCCCCGCAUGGACACACCUCCUGGGGGCAUGAAGCUGCACACCAACCCGGAGGACAUGGUCCGCGCCUGGGUGGGCGGUUUCGGCUACGCCAAAGUCGGCGCCAAUUACGGGCCCAGCCUGCUCGCCACGGUGGAGGCCCGCGAGCGAGGAUUCACCCAGAUUCUGUGGCUUUACGGCCCCGAGGGGUACUGCACCGAGGCCGGGGCGAGUAACUUCUUUGUCGUUUGGCGGAGCAAGGAGGGCAGGCUGGAGCUGGUGACGGCGCCGUUGGAUGACAAGCUCAUCCUGGACGGCGUGACUAGGCGGAGCGUGGUGGAGCUGGCCAGGGAGAGGCUGGCGGGCGAGCUCGAGGUGGUGGAAAGGAGGUACACGAUUGACGAGGUGCUCGAGGCGGAUAGAGAGGGGAGGUUGGUGGAGGCUUUUGCGGCCGGUACAGCGUUCUUCAUCUGCCCGGUCUCGCAGAUCCGACAUCGUGACACCGACGUGCACAUCCCUAUGGGUAAGGGCGAGAUUGGCCAGUACACGGCCAAGAUCAAGGGUUGGAUAUCAGACAUCAUGUACGGCAACGAGCAGCACCCUUGGGGCGUCGUUGUUGACGAGCAGUAA
Molecule: messenger RNA, 1269 nt
Organism: Canariomyces notabilis
Lineage: Eukaryota; Fungi; Ascomycota; Sordariomycetes; Sordariales; Chaetomiaceae
Product: branched-chain amino acid aminotransferase II
Exons: 2
Coding region: 1-1269 (422 amino acids)
Biological process (GO): L-leucine biosynthetic process; L-valine biosynthetic process
Cellular component (GO): mitochondrion
Molecular function (GO): branched-chain-amino-acid:2-oxoglutarate transaminase activity
Source: RefSeq, a predicted model, not a curated record